Messenger RNA from Dujonia railenensis, 2112 nucleotides. The record is from the annotation of a GenBank genome assembly. NCBI's taxonomy places the organism in Eukaryota, Fungi, Ascomycota, Pichiomycetes, Serinales, Debaryomycetaceae.
AUGAGAAUAAUACAGUUGGCUUACGCCAUCGGAACAGCACAAGCGAUAUGGAAUACAUUGUAUGCCUUCGAAUCGGGAAAGGCAUACCUUCAUCUCAGUAAUAAUGAUAUAAUACAACUAAACUUUACGUUGACAGGGAAAGACUUACUGUUGGUGAAUGACCAACAAAUAGAAACGCUAACUACAUCGCCGUCUGGCUCGUCUGUGUUUCUAUUCAAUGAGAAUCUUUAUGCUUUUAACGCAAAUGAGGAGGACUAUGAUAACGAAGUUUUGGACCUUUGCGGAGGUGGUUCCUUGAGUCUAUCUCAGUAUGUCUCGGAAUCAAACUCCUGGGAGGAGAUAUCGCUAAACUUCAGCUCUAUUGAAGACUCUUCAUAUUAUCAAUAUGCAUCUUAUUUAACUCCCAUGCUCUCCGGCGCAACUGAAAUGUAUAUUUAUGGAGGGUUAUGCAAUGGCACUAGGGAAGUGUCUAACAGGCUAUUGUCAUUUAACCCAGAAACAGGUGUUUUUGCUAAUAUAUCUACUUCGACGAAGCCUUCACAAUUCUACGGGGCUGCCAACAUAAACCCCGAUCCACAAUCUCAGUUGGUGAUAGGUGGUCAGGGUGAAGCCGAUAACAGCUGGUUAAGUAUGUUCCAGUUGGCUACGUGGGGGUUCUCCACUGGUUGGUCAUUCGAAAAGGUAGCUCAGAGUAGCUCAUCGAGCGGCACCGACACCAUAAACUCUAGGAAACAGGCAUUGGCUCUCCCUAUAUUUCUGCAGCUUGCAAAUACUUCUGUAGCAACCAUAGCAGACUAUUUUGGAACAACUGCCGUUUUAUUGUUAGGAGGAGAAUCUUCUCUGACUAAAAGCCUGCUGUUUAUAUCAAAAUUAGAUACUGACUCAAAUUCCUGGACUUGGACCAAUGUUAAUUCAACUUUCACUUCAGAAAAUGUUCUAGGAGCUGCAACCAUUUUCAAUACCUUGAUCGUUGUAAACGGUACUGCAGGAGCAGACGGAAAUGGCCAGUAUACUGUAAACUUAUACGAUACUGAUAGCCUUGAGUUAGUGAAAAGCUUGAAGGAGAAUACACAGUCUAGCGCAAGUAGUGCUUCAACUUCUACCUCUACUAGCAGCAGCAGUAGCAGUAGUGGUACAUCGACCCUGACUAAAGCAAUCCUUGGAACUAUUCUUCCCCUCAGUGCAUUAGGUAUGGUAAUUGGUGCAGCGAUUUUCUUCUUGAAGAGAAGAAAGACGAAUAAAGAAGAUGAGGUAGAAGAAUAUGACUACCAAAUCGGUAACUACUUCGAGCUGAGUACACUUGGAAGUGGCAGAGGUGGAAAGUUCGGCACACAUCAUGAAAAGAUCAACUUUUCUCAAUCCCAUCUACCUGGUAAUGUCAAUGCGGUGCAUUUCAGAACAAACAAUGACACUAAUUCUACUUUGGAAGAAAUGUCUAUAGACCUGUGGGUUAGAAAGAGACAAGAAUUCGAAGAUUCAAAGAAGAUAGGAGGAGGAGAAAAUUAUGCAUAUACUAAUAACGCUAACAAUUUCUCGGCCUCUUCAGAGACACUUAGUAGUGCUGCGACUGUAAUAUCGAUGUCUGAUGCCAGAAAUCCAUUCCAAGAAACAACAAAAAGACAAAGCGAAGACUCUGUUCAGGUCCUGCCAAUACUUCCGGUUCCUCCGCCACCAUUGGCAGCAAGAUUGUCUUCACCAUCCAUGGUGAAUAAAUCUGUCUCGCUUCUUAAAAAGAGUCUCUCAUUUAAUACGACGAACUCACAGUACGGGAAACUAAAGAAAAAACUGUCUACAUUAAGAUUGAAAACAGUGCCAUCUAGAGGUCCUACAUUAUUCGACGACGAAUUUGAUGAUGAAUCUGAGGAUAAAGAACUUGGGAAAGGAGCAUUCGGAGAAGAAGGAGAAGAAAUAGAUGACGAUGAUGAAAUGGGACAAAACGACGAAGAAUCUGUGGAUGGCAAUUUAGACGUGCAGGUGUUGGUCAGUUCCAAGAGAAGAUCCGUACUCAGGGUUGUCAAUCCUGAUUUUAAUGAUAUUCAAGAAGACACUGAAGAUGAAGCAUCCUUGAGACAAAGAGUCCCCUCUGGAGGGAAGGAGGGGGAUGAAAUCUAG